Oncorhynchus mykiss (rainbow trout) is the source of this 5278-nucleotide messenger RNA. It is a transcript of the gene prr19, whose product is annotated as proline rich 19. NCBI's taxonomy places the organism in Eukaryota, Metazoa, Chordata, Actinopteri, Salmoniformes, Salmonidae. The record is from RefSeq and is a predicted model, not a curated record.
UAGGGAAAGGCGCGCCGCCGUAGAGCAAAUUUUACAUUUGAGUCAUUUAGCGGACGUUAUUAUUCUGAGCAAUAGUGCUUACAUGUUCAUACUUCUUCCCCCCCCGGGAAUCGAACCAACAACUUUGGCGUUGUAAGCGCCAUGCGCUACCAACUGAGGUACACGGGACCAACUAACUGACAGACCAUGAGAGCUUCUCAACUUCUUCAUUCAAACAUAUAACUUUACAAAAGACUGCGAUUAUCGCCGAACUCUCCCGCGUCAUGUCAUUAAUCAAAUCAUGUUCGAUUUACGUCUCGCCAAUUUCACAAACGUCGAUGGUUGUUUCACUGAAAGUGACGUAAAUUGAAAGUUUACGUUACUCUGUAUUUAGUUAGUUCGCACCAGCCAGCUAAAAAACUGCAUGUGCCACAUGAGGAAAUUAGGCAAAUUAAAUGUGCUGUUUUACUCAGUUUGGUGAUAUUGUUGAAUAUACCCUACACGAACACGCGCAGCUACAUUGAUUAGCACAUCACAUUUUCAAUGUGAUGUUGGUGGCUAGUCCGGGACGUUGCUGGGCAACCAAACAUUUUCAAAACUAGAAUGUGUUUACCCCAACUUCCAUUUUUGGAUAGUUUGCGAUAUUGUAGAUUGCACGUUUUCUGUAUAUUGCUAGUUUAUGUUACAUAAUAUCACUGGUACAUGCAACACUGUAUCGGGGUAUCUUUCUAUUCUUUUUUAAAUUUCGCCUUGAUUUCCUGCACCUGUGCCUAAUUUGUCCAGAAAAAAUUGCUGGUGAGUGACUGCCGUUUGUUUACUAACGUUAGCUAACGUAAGCUCGCUAGCUAAUCAACAACAUUAUUUUGUUCAUGUGUGCUGAUUGAAUACUUUUUGUUAUUGUGAACUGUUUUGUCUUGCUAGCUUGAUAAUGUUGGCCAUAUCUAGCUAUUAGGUUUGCUAGAUGAAGUUAUUUUUCUGACAACGUUAGCUAAUGUUCCAGGUUUCAUUCAUUUGUGUUAAUGAUCAAAAGUGUUCUGUUUCAAAUAAUACUUCUGCAUGUGACCCAACAGCCAUCUUUUUUUUAAAUUAUUCAGUAUUUUCUGUGCACCUAGCAUUCCACCUCAUGAUGAGCCAUCUACAUGGCAGAGCCUUAACAGAGAAGCAGAAUGUCCUGCAUGUUUUUAGCAAGCACUUCAAGUCUACAGAUAAAACCUGUAGCCCAACCAACAGAUCCACUCCACACUGCUGCUCUUCAAGCCAUACCAAGAACACAGAAGCACAAAACAGCCAGACGAACAAGACUAAACGACUAAAAACACGCAAGGAGAGGAGACAGGUAAGCAGAGGAGGAUCAAAUAGCAGAUCCCACCAGCACCAAAGCAGCAAAGAGAAGGACCACUGUCAUGGUUGCUGCCAAAGCUGCUCUCGCCUUCCUCCACGGAGAGAUGCCCCAUUAGCCCGCGUUUUCCCCGCAGGGCAAGAGCCCAGCAUCAUCACGAACAACCGUCUCAUCGGCCACCAUGGCCUGUUCAACCAUGAGGUGAAGUCCAUCGACAUCGAGCGCCUGCUGAGUGAGCAGAGGAAGUUGGAGAAGCUUGGGCAGCGCGGGGAGCGAGGCAAAACUACUGCUACUCUUCCUCCCCUUCCACCCUCAUCUUCCCUUCCUUUCUCCUCUCCUGGGCCUGAUUCAGAUGUGGGUGAAGUUGCUGUUCCUGACAAUGUUGAGGAGGAUCCAGAUAAAGGGAGAGUAGAAAGAGUAGUAGCAAAGAGUAAGGCCAACAAGUGUUAUGAGAAUAGGUCUAAUUCAGAAAGCAGACUUUUUAAGUGUUCUCAUGGGGAUACACAAGAGGAUUUCAGAAGAAAAUUCACAUCUAUUCAGGUUUGUCUGGAGAAGAAUGUAGCCAGUCACUCUAACAGCCAGGAGUCUGGUAUCACACCAGGACAGACACAUCAUAGCGGUCUGACAUCAUCAGAGGGCGGCGUAGUUACCCUAUCAUCCACAGAGAGUCCCUCACGUGUGGUUCGAAACAAGAGCAAGGGGCCCAGGCCUGUAGUCUGUGAAACACUGUUGUCACCCAGUGGAAGGAAUGAAAAUGAGAGACCACCUGACACAAGGGCUGAGGUUAAGCCUGUUGUCCUUACCAUGGAGCAGACCCCCAAAAACCAUGGACCUAUUCUCCCACACACACAGCCAUUCAGGCCCAGUCCAAACAUCACAAUAUCCUCCUUCUCAGCAAGAGGUGGACGCAGUGAGAGCUCAGACAAUCAGAUGCAGCAAACUGUCACCAACCCUGUCAGUGUGGUAGCUGCGCGUCUGUGCAGGUCUCUGCAGCUGCCACUACUCCGCAGGAGACACCUUGUGGCGGAAAGUAGGGAGGUGCUGCUGCAGGCCCUACGGGAGAGGCACGGGCUCCAGCUGCAGGAGAACCUACUCAACGUGCAGCGGCGUCUCAGCUUCGGUACAGGACCCACCACAACCAGGGCCGGCCUGGGGCAGAGAACAAUCCUGGAAGGCGUAGGUGCAUAUGGAGGCUGGCCUGCAGCUCCAUUGGACAGUGGUUUUGGAGAGAGCAUGGUGGAGCAUCCGUGCCUAGACGCCCAUAGGUCAGCCCCCAACAAGAGGAGGAGGAAGCAGCUAUGCCCCAACAGAAUGACCCCUCCUCAGCCCCUCAUUGGGUCGCAGAACAGCCUGGACACGGCUGCUGCAUGGAACCCCAACCCCAGUGUGGAGCAGGUUGGGGAACUGAUCGGAGAACUACUUAGGCCCUCUUCCUCCUCGCACUUCCUCAUGGACCUCCAGCCCUCUGGUUCCCCCUCUCGCCACCAUGUCUUUGCCCCCCCUCCUUCCUCACCUUGGGCAGCUCAAUCCGGUCUGCCUCAGCCCUGGGAUGACGUAUUCGACAGGGGAAGCAAGAGAGAGUCAACCAGGGUGGAUCACUUUGAGAACUGGAGGUAUGACCCAGAUUUGAGUUUUCUAAACCAGACAGAAACAGUGAGAGAGAAGAGCAGUGGGCCUUUCUAUCAUGAGAGUAUGCAGUGUUUCCUGCAGUAUCCCACAGGGCCAACAGAGGGACACAGAGACAGACACUUGCCACAGCAACAAGAUCCAUACGACAUUGAAAGAAGCCAUUUUGGUGGUUCUUCCUCAUCCUUUUUUGCUCCUACCCACUAUCCACUAGACAGUCAUCAGCUCCACCCUUUCUAUCGCUUCAACCGCCGCCCCCCAACCAGCCCUGUAAUCUCCAGGUCCCACCUUCCUGACAUGGCCUACUAUCCCCCCUCCAACAUGCUGGAGAGUGGCCUGUCUCCUCCUCUGCCACAUGGGUCCCUACCUGCUUUCCCCAGCCCUGAACGCUGGUCUUUCCCCCGGAUGAGACUGUACUGAUCCUCUAUGUAGUAGAGACAUGCAUAAGCACAAUGCUAUGUUGUUGAGUAUUUUCCAAAUGCAUACCAUCAAGUCUAAUUGUUUACAAUUACAACUGACUUGAUUUAUUUAUUUAUUGUUAUUGAAUACCAUCAUAUGAUUGUCAGAAAGACAAAGUGCCAUCCAGGAAAUGUUGUUUGUAUAUUUACAAAUGUAAGUUAAAUGUGUGAGAAAACGUUAUUUUACAAAUAUGUUCUAACAUACAUUUCACAUACUCUAAAACGACUUACAGCCUGGACAGUAAAAACACAGUUAUGCUGUAGAAAGGUAACAGCAGCAGAAUUAUUUUGUAUUGCAUGAAUACUUCUAAUUGAAACAUUUGCAUGCAAAAACAUACAGAAGCACUAUAAGAGAAAAUGAAUUGCAGAACUUAUGCAGUAUGUUGUUUACAGACAGCUACAGUGGACAAGUCAACUAUGGCAGUACAAAAUAUCCAAGAAUCUGGCCCUUGUGUUUUUUUUGUGGCCAGUGGGCCUACUUAAAGUAUACUUUAUUAUUUUUGACAAGCAGAAUGCUUUAGCACAGAUUAUAAAAGACAUGAAUUAGCAUGAAUGCAUUCUGCAGAGGAUUGUCUGCUGUCCAUGGGUAGAUCCCAAUUGCAUAUUCCUCGCCUUGUCUCCUUCUCAAAACCCAUUGGAUGAGAAAGCCAGAGGUCACUCCCCUCUGACCUUUUUCUCCAAUUGGUUUUGAGAAGGAGCGAGGACAUGAGGGGUAUACAAUUCUCCCCCUGUAAGAUGGACUGAAUAAAAUGAACCUGUAAGUAAAAUACUGUACACACUGUAUCUUAUAUUAAAAUCUAAUAAUAGAUCAUUCAUUUACUUGUUUUAGUUUGUGUACUACUGAUUGAGACAGUGAUAUUUUACAACAAGAAGUAUACUUAUAGAAUAUUUAAAUUCACUUUGCAACAUGAUUUGUCAAGGUACGUCUCAUCUUAUUUACCAUUUCCAUUUUGCAUCUUUUAAAUGUACAUACAGUAUUACAAUAUUAUUAUGUACUGAUCACAACAGGAUUAAGUUCAUUUUUUCCAUUAGAGCAAAUUACAAAAGAAAACAAAUUAUGGCUUUAGCUAAUAGCAGUCAAUCAAAGCAUAAACAAUGCUGGAUUUCAAGAAAGUAGAACAUAAAAUAAAAUGUUAUUUGUCACAUGCGCCGAAUACAACAGGUGUGCAUAAUUUCAGUAUUUUUACUACAUCGAACUUUGUUUAAUGUCCUGGAAACAGGCUGCUGCCAGGGCGAAGUGUGUCCUCUAACCUUACAGUGAAAUGUUUAUUUACAAGCCCUUAACCAACAAUGCAGUUUUAAGAAAAAAAUAAGUGAUAAGUAAAACAUUUAAAAUAAAAGUAACAAAUAAUUAAAGAGCAGCAGUAAAAUAACAAUAGCGAGGCUAUAUACAGAGGGUACUGGACAGAGUCAUGGCACGGAGGGCACUUUUACAAGAGAUUCAGUUCCUCUCUCUGUUUCUAUGUGUGUGGGUGUGCAUAAUUGCAGUACUUUUACUACAUUGAACUUUGUUUAAUGUCUUGGAAAAACAGGCUUCUGCCAGGGCAACGCGUGUCCUCUAACCCUUUCCUUAAGUAAUAGGUCUCAUCUGUCGGUGUCUUGCUGAUUUGAGACAGUGAUAUUUACCAACAAGAUGUAUACUUAAUUUUAAUAUUCUUUAACUUUGCAACAUGAUUUGUCAGGGUAUGUCUGAUCAUAUUUCCAUUGCCAUUUCAUCUUUUAAAUGUACAAACAGUAUCACAAUAUUAUUUAGUACAGAACAAGAUUAAAAAAUGUUCUUUUUGUCCAUGAGCAAGUUACAAAACCCCCGCCCCCCCCAAAUGAAUUAAGGUUAUUAAAGCACUAAAUCAAAGCAUAGACGAUGCUGGAUUUCAAG